Aphanomyces invadans is the source of this 987-nucleotide messenger RNA. RefSeq lists its product as hypothetical. The record is from RefSeq and is a predicted model, not a curated record. Bases 44 to 655 code for a protein of 203 amino acids. The transcript is spliced from 4 exons. NCBI's taxonomy places the organism in Eukaryota, Oomycota, Saprolegniomycetes, Saprolegniales, Verrucalvaceae. Gene Ontology annotation, biological process: sodium ion transport.
AUUUCUUCUGUCGGAUCAAUUCGAUCUUCCGUCCUAGGUGGAGAUGGCGCUUGGCAAUGCCAUCGAGAGCCAAGUUCAGCGGGCCGUGACGGCGCUACCUGGUCCAUCCCUACGACAGUUGUUUGCGCUCGCAGUGGAGCAACUCAUUCACUCUUCUCCCUCCUCGCCAUCCCUUUCAUUGCUCGACAAUGCAUCGUCUCCAGAGCAAUCUAUCGCACUUAAAGAAGCGUAUGCAGCUAUAUGCAUCUUGGUCGCCGACGUCGCCAAACAGAACCUUACUCGAGAAAGCACGAGACGAUUAAUUGAAGAACUGGGAGUCACAGAGGCCAACGUGGACGACAUCGCUAGCCUACUUCAUGCGUCCCUUCCGAACAUUCGUGCAUUAGGUGGCGUGUCAGGCUUGGAACUGGACGAAGUGGUCGAUUUUUCGUGGAGACUCGACCAUUGCAUUCGUUCCAACACGUUCGGCAACAUUCGCGAGCCGCUCUAUCUCAUUGUGCUCUCGACCAAGUCUCCUCGAACAGGCCAUGUCUCGACCAUCGAGUUCAAUUGCACCGUGGCGCAGCUAGAAGAUCUUGUGUACAAGCUUCAAGAAGCUACCGAGCAGAUCGACAAGGUGGUCGCGAGCUUUAGUGACCUUUCCUCCUUAUUGUAGUGGAUAGUCACCUGAAUCAUGUCUAUGAGGUGCUGCUCAUGACGACAUUUAGGCGGCUAAGAUGCAUGACUGUGCACCUUUGUCCAUGCAAAUGGUGCCUUUGCUUGCGAAGACGAUCUCGUUGAGCUUGAGUACAUACUUGUGCGGUAGUAGGCUGCUGGCACUAAGAUCACGGUUGAAUGCAAUCGGCGAUGUCAAACGGUGACGAUCCUUCACGUGCGACGAGUGGACAUGGAGAGCGAUCAAGCAUGGCCAUUCAUACAACUGAGCCUUUCUCUCGUCGUGGAAUGCGACUGCAGGUGGUUUCGUCGAUUUCCCGCCAAUUUCCGAUC